This is a messenger RNA of Ordospora pajunii, 819 nucleotides long. RefSeq names its product putative syntaxin. Gene Ontology annotation, biological process: exocytosis; vesicle fusion; intracellular protein transport. Gene Ontology annotation, molecular function: SNARE binding; SNAP receptor activity. The record is from RefSeq and is a predicted model, not a curated record. Gene Ontology annotation, cellular component: endomembrane system; plasma membrane; SNARE complex. The transcript has a single exon. Bases 1 to 819 code for a protein of 272 amino acids. NCBI's taxonomy places the organism in Eukaryota, Fungi, Microsporidia, Ordosporidae.
AUGCAGGAGUUUGUCAAGGAGUCCAAAAGGAUCCUGAACGACAUAGAAACACUGAAUUCGUAUACAAACAGCAUAGAUUACUUGAGUUCUCAGAAGAACAGUUCGGUGCUGAGCAAAGAGGAGGAGAAAGCACUCAACAGCCAGAUUGAUGUUCUUAACGAGCGGUUCAGGACGCUUUCGAGGAGGAUCAAGGAGAAGAUAGAUGAUUUUGCAGAUGAGACUGCGUCGAUGGAAAGAGAGGCGAAGAGCAAUGGAUUUUAUUGCGAGACACGGAAUCUCCAUCUGCAUGCACAGUCGAAGAAGCUUACUGAGGCGAUCAAUAGAUAUAGAGAGGCACAGAUAAAGCACCGAGAAGACGAGGUAGACAAGUUUCGGAUGCAGUACAUCAUUGCAAAGCCGGAUGCAACAGAAAGAGAAAUAGAGGAGUUUAUUGGAGAUGACGAUGGCUCGAAGAUUGAAUCAGCAUUUGCGCUUGGUGCAAACUCGGCACGAGGUAUUCUUGAGGAGGCAGAAAGCAGAAAGAAGAAUAUCAAGAAGAUUGAGGAGAUGGUGCAAGAGAUUGUGGAUCUACUCAAUCUGAUCAGCCAGGAGGUGUCGAAGCGGACAAGUGUUGUUGACUCGAUCAACGACGAGCUGAUUGCAGCACGAGAAAACACAACAGCAGCAAAUGCGGAUCUUGAGUCUGCACUGGUAUAUCAGAUCCGGGCCACUCGGAUAAAAAGGAUGAUUUUCUACGGGCUGCUGAUAGUUAUUGCAGUGUUUAUUGUGUUUAUUGCACUGAGGACCAAUUUUUUUGGCGCGUUCAGCAACAAUAAUUAG